This is a messenger RNA of Myxocyprinus asiaticus (Chinese sucker), 6298 nucleotides long. RefSeq names its product tenascin-like. The record is from RefSeq and is a predicted model, not a curated record. Bases 296 to 5743 code for a protein of 1815 amino acids. Lineage: Eukaryota; Metazoa; Chordata; Actinopteri; Cypriniformes; Catostomidae. The transcript has 23 exons. Gene Ontology annotation, molecular function: protein binding.
UGGGCAGAGAGCAGUGUGUGGAAUACAUCAGGGACUCUCAGACCUUCCAGCACGUGGAGACACAGGCAGACUGAAGCUGGAGAUCCAGACUGCUGCACAUCUUCGCCUUGUGUCCGGGCUGAUUCUCAUUUGAUUCUCUUCUUCCACACCUGAAUUUGCUCGACUGCAGGGAGGCGUGUGAAAGCUUAAUUUCCCAAAGCAGGAGACGACAUUGUUCAAUCCAGAUUCACCAGGCAGUCCUUUUCUUGCCAAGACCAGCAUCCACUUGUGUUGAAGAUCUUGACCGUUCAGAAUCAUGGGGUCAAGAGGCCUGACUCUCAGCUGUUUGGUUAUGGCCACUCUGAUGGCUCUAAAUCAUGCCGGACUUGUAAAGAAGAUGAUCAGACACCGACGGGAAGCGCUAACGGUUCCUGGCAUACACAAUGUAACGCUUCCAAACCCUUCCCAUCCGGUCGUUUUCAACCAUGUUUACAACAUCAAAGUCCCAGGCAGCUCUCAGUGCUCGGUGGACCUGGAUUCUCCCAGAGGUUCAGAUCUUGAGCAAAGGGACACAGCUUUUGGCUCAGACGUAACGGAGCACACGAUGGAUGGGCUUAAUCAGAUCGUCUUCACCCAUCGCAUCAACAUUCCCAAGCAGGCCUGUGGUUGUAUGGAUGGACUGCCUGACCUGAAGGACCUCUUGAAUCGAUUGGAGAUGUUGGAGGGUGAGGUGUCCACACUCAGAGAACAAUGCAACGCAGAAUCCACCUGCUGCAGUGCACAGGUCACAGGUGCGGUAGGAACUAAGCCCUACUGCAGCGGCCAUGGAAACUACAGCACCGACAUCUGUGGUUGUAUCUGUGAGCCAGGAUGGAAAGGCCCCAACUGUACCGUUCCCGAUUGUCUCGGCUACUGUAGCGACCAGGGCCGUUGUGUUAACGGAAAGUGCGAGUGUUUUGAUGGCUUCACUGGUGCGGACUGCAGCAUGAAGGACUGUCAUGUUGACUGCGGAGAGAAUGGACAGUGCGUUAACGGAGCUUGUGUUUGCAAUGAGGGUUUCUCUGGGGAAGACUGCUCGGAGUCAUCCUGCCUUAACAACUGCCUGCGCCGCGGCCGUUGUGUUGAUGGUGAGUGCGUGUGCGAUGAGCCCUGGACAGGCAUCGACUGCUCAGAACUCAUCUGCCCGAAUGACUGCUAUGACCGUGGACGUUGCGUCAAUGGGACGUGUUACUGCGACAAAGGCUUCACUGGAGACGACUGUGGGGUGCUCACAUGUCCCAACAACUGUUCGGGACGAGGUUUCUGCAUUGACGGGCAUUGCGUAUGUAAUGCCGGAUACUCAGGCGAGGACUGUUCCAGCUUGACAUGUCCAAACAAUUGCAACAAGAGGGGACGCUGUUACAACGGUGUGUGUAUUUGCGACACGGGUUACCACGGAGAGGACUGCGGUAAACUGUCAUGCCCGAACAACUGCAAUGGCAGAGGGCGCUGUAUCAACGGGCGUUGCGAAUGCGACGUUGGUUUCCAAGCGCACGACUGCUCCGAAUUUAGCUGCCCUAAUAACUGCAGCCAUAGGGGGCGCUGUUUUAAUGGACAGUGUGUUUGCGAAGAGGGAUUUGCCGGCGAGGAUUGUAGCAUCAAAACUUGCCCAUCGGAUUGUUAUGGUCAAGGCCAAUGUGUGGACGGGAAGUGCAUUUGCUUUGCAGACUUUACCGGCGAAGACUGCGGUGUAUUGAGCUGUCCCAGCAACUGCCUGAACCGUGGACGCUGUGUCGCAGGGCAGUGUGUAUGCGAUGAAGGCUUUACCGGAGAGGACUGCAGUCAGAUGAGAUGCCCGAAUGAUUGCCUUGGCCGUGGACGCUGCGUGGAGGGCCAUUGUGUGUGUACGGAAGGUUUUGGUGGGCGGGACUGUUCUAUUUCCACCUGCCCAGAAAACUGUAAUAAACAAGGACGCUGCAUCAAUGGAAAAUGUAUCUGUGAUGAGGGUUUCACUGGAGACAGUUGUCAGGAAAGACGCUGUCCGAACGACUGCAAUGGUGCAGGUCAAUGUGUGGAUGGCCGUUGCAUCUGUGAUGAAGGCUACAUUGGCGAGGAUUGCUCAGAAGUCUCUCCACUGAAAGACCUGAACGUCACUGAUGUAACAACGGAGAAGGUGGACCUCAAAUGGAAGAACGAGAUGCUGGUGACGCAGUAUUUGGUCACUUACGUCCCGACAUCACCAGGUGGCCUGCUGAUGGACUUCCGAGUGCCUGGAGAUCGCAACUCUGCAACUAUCUCAGAGCUGGAGCCUGGUAUUGAGUACUUGAUCAAUGUUUAUGCCAUCCUCAACAACAAGAAGAGCGUGCCAGUCAGUGCCAGAGUGGCCACACAUCUGCCGCAGCCUGAAGUCCUGAAGUUUAAAUCUGUCAGGGAAACGUCAGUUCAAGUUUUGUGGGAUCAGCUGAGCAUUCCAUUCGACAGCUGGGAGCUCAUCUUCCACAACAAAAAAGAGGACAACGGGAAGAUUGUUAACACACUCAAACCAUCUCAGACCAACUUUGAGCAAACAGGACUUGGUCCAGGACUGGAGUAUGAAGUCUCUUUGGGCAUUAUAAAGAACAGUACCAGAGGACCUCAGACAAGCUCCACUGUAGUUACAAGAAUUGAUUCUCCAGGGCAGACUGAUAUUGGUGAUGUGACAGACAGAUCUGCAGUGGUUUCCUGGUCCAGACCUAUAGCUCAGAUAGAUGGUUUCCGGGUGUCAUAUGGGCCGAGCACAGACCCUUCAGACCGCCGUGAUGUGGACCUGCCGGCUACAAACACACAGCACAGCCUGGAACACCUGAAACCUGAUACAGACUACAGAGUUUCUGUCAGUUCCACGAGGGGUGACAUGACUAGUGAGCCGAUCUUUGAGAGCUUCACCACAGGCCUGGAUUCUCCCACUGACCUCAGAAUUGUUGGCCAGACUGACAGCAGCAUCACAGUGGAUUGGAAAAACAGCCACUCAUCUGUUGAUGGCUACCGAAUAAAGUAUGGCCCGAUCGCAGGAGGUGCUCAUGGUGAAGACAUGUUCCCUAGAGAAGCAGGAGACAAAACACGGGCCACGAUUACUGGUCUGAAGCCUGGUACAGAGUAUGGUAUUGGAGUCACAGCCAUUAAGAAUGAAAGAGAGAGUCAGCCAGCCACUACCAAUGCCCUGACUGAUCUGGACGCUCCACGAGGCCUGGAAGUGCAACACUCCACUGAAACCAGCCUGGAAGUGGUCUGGAAGAGGCCCAGAGCCAAGAUCUCCACCUACAGGCUGGCAUUCAUUUCUGCUGAUGGCCGCCAGGAAGAAGUCGAGCUGCCUGCUGCUGCCACCACUCACACCCUGAAUGGGUUGGUCCCUGGAAUGCGCUAUACUAUCACCCUUGUGGCAGAACGUGGUCGGAGAAGAAGUGCCCCUGCGACCAUGACUGCAUCCACAGAGGAAAAGCAGCCCCAGAUUGGGAGUCUGAGUGUGUCUGAUAUAUCUUGGGACAGCUUUAAUGUGUCCUGGACCAUAGAGGAGGGCCCUGCCUUUGAGAGUUUUGUGAUAGAAGUGGCAAACGCAGCGGGUGGCCUAGAAAGGCAGAACCUUUCAGUAUCCGGUGAUGCUCUUAGUCUGUGGAUGUCUGGGCUCAGCCCUAACACACCAUAUAUAAUUGCGUUAUACGGUGUGCAUCAGGGCUCUGUCCUGGGCCCGAUCUACACUGAAGCAGCCACAGAUAGCGCUCCAGUGGUUGGCAGUCUGUAUGUGUCUAAUGUAACAGCAGAGAGAUUCUCAGUUUCAUGGAAUGGCACAAAAGGAGAUAUUGAGAGGUUUAUCCUGGAGAUUAUAGAUACGAGCUGGAAGCGAGAGCCAGUUGAAUAUAAUCUAUCUCACAGUACACAGUGGUAUGAAAUCACUGGGCUCAGGCCAAGCACUGACUAUAUAGCCUACCUCACUGGAGAUGUUAAUGGAUGCAGAACAGACUCUGUCAGUGUUGUCACCUCUACAGCAGAAGAGCCUGACUUGUCUGGACUAGUUGUCUCUAGCAUAACCUCAGACAAAUUGUCUUUCUCCUGGCGGACAGGAGAGAAGGUGUUUGAUAAUUAUAUAGUCGGGGUGAGAGAGUCUGCUUUGCCCUCACAGGCGAUGGGGCACAUGUUGCAUACGGGGGCGCACUUCACAGUGCUGGCCGGGCUAAAAGGAGACACACAAUACCAGAUCAAGCUGUAUGCCACUUCUGGUGGCUCCAACACAGCUGCCCUGAUGACUGUAGUAACCACAGAGGCUGAACCAGAAAUCGAGCACAUUUUUGUGUCAGAUGUAACACCUGAGAGUUUCCGGCUGGCCUGGACCGCAGAUGAUGACGUCUUUGAUCGAUUUGUGCUCAAAGUUAGGGAUUCGAGAAAGCUCUCCCACCCUCAAGAGUUUAUUGUGCCGGGUGACAAAAGAACCAAGGUUGUAACACAGCUUUUUGGGGGAACUGAAUAUGAAAUUGAGCUUUAUGGUGUCUCGUUGGAACAUCGCUCUCAACCUGUUACAGCCAUUGCAAGAACAGGCCUUGAAGCUCUCCGAGACCUUCGUUUCUCUGAUAUCACAGAUACAUCGACCGUUGUUUAUUGGGCUGUACCUCAUGCCCAACCAGACUCCUUCAGAAUCACAUACAUCCCAGUCCAAGGCGGAACCCCCAUGAUACUGACGGUGGAUGGGUCACAGUCUCAGGUACAACUGAUAAAUCUGAUUCCUGGAGAGACAUAUCAAGUGUCAGUGAUUUCAGUUAAAGGUCUAGAAGAGAGUGAACCAGUGUCCGACACUUUUACAACAGAUGUCGAUGCUCCCCGUAAUCUGGUUGCCAGUAAUAUUCAGACUGAUAGUGCUAUGAUCACCUGGAAACCGCCCCGAGCUGCCAUCACAGGCUAUAUACUGACCUUUCAAUCAUCUGAUGGAACAAUCAGGGAAGUGAGUCUCGACCCGUCGGCCACCUCACACAGUCUUUCAGAUCUGAUAGGCUCCACAGAAUACACGGUUACACUGCAGGCUGUUUCAGUGGCCAAGAGAAGCAAGAAAAUCAGCACAAUCUUCACUACUGUCGGAAUGCUCUACAGAAAUCCAAAAGACUGCUCACAGACCCUGCUGAACGGAGAGACCUCCUCUGGUUCGACCACCAUUUACAUAAAUGGAGACGAGAAACAACCACUCCAAGUCUACUGUGACAUGACCACUGAUGGAGGCGGUUGGAUGGUGUUCCUAAAGCGUCAGAGCGGUAAGGUGGAUUUCUUUCGGAACUGGAGGAACUACUCUGCUGGAUUUGGUAACACAGAUGAUGAGUUCUGGCUAGGACUAUUAAAUCUUCACAAGAUCACAGCAGCCGGUCAGUAUGAGUUACGCGUGGAUCUGAGGGAUGGAGAGGAGAUGGCGUUUGCUCGCUACGACAAAUUUUACAUUAGCGAUCCUCGAACUCGCUACAAGAUCCAAAUCGGAGCGUACAGUGGAACUGCAGGCGACUCAUUGACCUAUCACCAGAACAGACCCUUCUCCACCUAUGAUUAUGACAAUGACAUUGCUGUCACCAACUGCGCGCUCUCUUACAAAGGAGCGUUCUGGUAUAAAAACUGCCAUCGAGUCAACCUGAUGGGGAAAUAUGAAGAUAACAGUCACAGCAAAGGCAUCAAUUGGUUUCACUGGAAAGGUCACGAGCAUUCGAUUCCAUUCGCGGAGAUGAAGAUCCGCCCAGUAAAUUUCAGAAACCUGGAAGGCAGACGAAAAAGAUCAUAGACUUAAAUUUGCCCAUUCUUUCUAUUUUCUCCAAAAACCCCACGUGAUCAACAGCAGCACAGUUUUGCGCAAGACAGAUACGACUAAAACUCCUCUGUGAAAUGUCAUGCCUUCAAUUUUACAGUUUCUCCAAAAAAAAUAACUGGACACCACUCUGAAUUAAUUAACGUGCAAAGUGAUGAGGUCAUGUGACGACAACACAGCAUAAAACAGUUUGAAAUAUUUAUUUUGUAAUGAUGCAUACCUUUUCAUGUACUAUUAAAAAACAGUUGGCAGUAUACCGUUUAUACUGCACAAUAUUCAGUAAGUGCAUAUGCACAGAUGUGACACGAAUGGGAUAGUAGAAACCAACUUUUUUUCAGGUCUCAAAAUUCAAAAAAGUGUAAAAAUGGAUAUAAAUCUUUUUACAAGGAAGCCAAUAAUUGGACAAGCGCUUCAAAUGUUUUGAAUGUUUUGUUUUAAAUUAUUUUUGUAAUGUUUUACCCCAGAUCACAGGCCUCAAUGUUUACAAUCCCUGAAAGCAAAAAUGUUGAUUAAACUUUAUCACUACUCCUU